AGCCAGCCAGCGAGCGCUCGAUAUGUUGUGUUGUGUGCUGCUGCUACGUACGACGACCCACUACUUCUUUCCCUCCCCUGCUUUUCCCGUCCUCUGGCUCUCUCCUCUCUCUCUCUCUCCUCCUAGGUUAGCAGCGGCUUUGCCAACGAGAUAGAUAGGCAAAAGAGAGUACUUGCAUAGCCCAACAAGGCAACACCAGCUGCUGCUGCCCCCUUCUCUUUCUUUUCUGCUUCUUGCUCGUCUCGUCUCGCCUCGCGUAGCUCGCUUUCUUUUCUCUCCUUUUCCUUCCUCUCUUUCUAUCUUCUUCUCCAGUGCCGAGACGCAACGAGGGAGGGAGUCGAGAGGCAUCCGACAGACGGGCCAUGUGGGACCUCAAUGACUCGCCGGCAGCCGAGGGGGCGCCGCUGUCGCCCUCCGCCGACGACUCCGGCGCGUCCUCGUCCUCGGCCGCCGCCGUGGUCGAGAUACCCGACGAAGCCGACGACGACUCUGCCGCCGCGGCCGUUGUCACGCGCCAGUUCUUCCCUCCGGCCGUCCCGGGCGGCGACCCCGCCCCCGGGACGAUCGCGCGCGCCGGUUGGCUCCGCCUUGCCGGAGCCGCGCCACCGGCUGCUGCCGCGGGCGGCGGCGGCGCCGCCGCCGCAGCGUCCAAGAAGAGCCGGCGCGGGCCGCGUUCCCGCAGCUCGCAGUACCGCGGCGUCACGUUCUACCGCCGGACGGGGCGGUGGGAGUCGCACAUAUGGGAUUGUGGCAAGCAGGUCUAUUUGGGCGGAUUUGACACCGCUCAUGCGGCGGCUCGGGCCUACGAUCGGGCGGCGAUCAAGUUCCGCGGCGUGGAGGCCGACAUCAAUUUCAGCUUGGAGGAUUACGAGGAUGACCUGAAACAGAUGACCAAUCUGACCAAGGAGGAGUUCGUCCACGUGCUCCGGCGGCAGAGCACGGGGUUCCCCCGGGGAAGCUCAAAGUUCAGGGGCGUGACGCUCCACAAGUGCGGGAGAUGGGAGGCUCGGAUGGGGCAAUUCCUCGGCAAGAAGUACGUCUACUUGGGACUGUUCGACACCGAGGAGGAAGCUGCCAGGGCGUACGACCGGGCUGCCAUCAAGUGCAAUGGCAAGGAUGCGGUGACAAACUUCGAUCCAAGCAUUUACGCCGGGGAGUUCGAGCCGGCGGCAGCGGCCGCGGGUGACGCCGCCGAGCACAACCUGGACCUGUCGCUGGGGAGCUCGGCGGGCUCCAAAAGGGGCAACCUUGACGGCGGCGGCGGCGGGGACGACGAGAGCGCCGGCGGUGGCACGGGCCCUGACCAGCGCGUGCCCAUGGCGUUCGACCUUGACUGGCAAACGGCGGCGGCGCGGAGCACCAAAGCAAAGUUCGACCAGAACUCGAAGCAUCCCCAGAUGCCCCCGGUCCUGCAGGUCUCCCACCUGCCCUUCAGUCCCAGGCACCACCAGUUCGUGAGCAAUGGCGACCCGGGGACAGCGGGAGGCCUGUCUCUGACGAUCGGUGGCGUGGGCGGGCAGUGGCCUCCCCAGCAGCAGCACGGCUGGGGCAACGCCGGCGGCACGAGCUGGCCGCUGCCGCCGCACCCGGCGGCGCCGCCGACCAACGCCGCCGCAACCGCGACAGCAGCUGCAGCAUCAUCACGAUUCCCACCCUACAUUGCAACGCAAGCCUCAACCUGGCUGCAGAAGAAUGGGUUCCAUUCCCUGACCCGACCCACCUAAGGUGAUCAUCAAGAAUUCAGGAUCACCGCAUUCAUCGUCUCAUCAUCGAUCAUGGCAAAUUAAGAUCGAUGGAGGUGUGUGUCACUGACGCAGGGAAAACUCAAAUGCUACUACCAGCCAGAACAGCUGGAUGCUAUUCUUUUGCUCUGUUUUUCUUUCCCCUUUUCCUUUUCCUUUCUUUCUUCUUCUCUGUUUCUUGAUUGGGCGAGCGAGAUGGAUCUGAUCAUGAUCAUGAAUGGGACACACAAGUGGGCAUGUAAAUGAGGAGUUUCCUAGAAGGCGAGAGAGAUUGGCUAAGCGUCGCCUCAAGCAGUGUAUCUUUUGCCGUUUCGCCACUUUCCUUUCUUUUCUUUCACCAUGGCCAACAACAAUGACUUUGGGUGUCAACAUCACAGCUCAUUUUGUUCGGUCUCAUGUUGCAUCAUUCACUGCAUGAUGACCAUGAUUCGGGAAAAUUUGCUCCGUCCACCUCCGCUUGGCCGACAACACUUGCCCUCUAGUAAGCAUCCUUAAACAUCCACGGUUCUACUGUUCUUCGCUUUAUAAAUCCUACGGAGCGCUUAGCUUUAAGCAUCUGUCAUGUACUCUUAUCAUCAUCAACGGAGAUGAUCAGAUUAACAAAUA
Messenger RNA from Oryza brachyantha (malo sina), 2348 nucleotides. Its product is annotated as APETALA2-like protein 5. The transcript is spliced from 10 exons. The record is from RefSeq and is a predicted model, not a curated record. The coding region runs from base 363 to 1724 and encodes 453 amino acids. Gene Ontology annotation, biological process: regulation of DNA-templated transcription. NCBI's taxonomy places the organism in Eukaryota, Viridiplantae, Streptophyta, Magnoliopsida, Poales, Poaceae. Gene Ontology annotation, molecular function: DNA binding; DNA-binding transcription factor activity.